Molecule: messenger RNA, 3856 nt
Organism: Cornus florida
Lineage: Eukaryota; Viridiplantae; Streptophyta; Magnoliopsida; Cornales; Cornaceae
Product: F-box protein At5g07610-like
Exons: 2
Coding region: 2456-3670 (404 amino acids)
Molecular function (GO): protein binding
Source: RefSeq, a predicted model, not a curated record
UGCCGUGUGAUUUACCACACAAAUCAUUCUUCCUUUUUGAUUGCCGAUUCAAGUUAGAGCAUAAAAAAUUUGACUAUCUUUGACUCUCACCAAUCACGGUGAUCAAAGAAAUGCAGAAUUUCCCAUCAGAUGACAAUUUAUCGAAAUAGAUCUUUCUGACUAUUAGACAAAAAUGAUAGGUAUCGACAGCCUAUUUUCUUUUAUUUUAUUCCUGAAAUGGAGCAAUCUCUUAGUUGUUAAGUUUCUGUGCUCAGGCUGUGUUGUUGACUUGAAUAUUUUACCCUUGGGUAUAUGUUGUAUCAAGUGAUUUGCUAAUUGUUGGAACUGUAGAAUCCGUGAAUCUUGUACCUCUCAUGAUCAAAAUAUUGCAGUGGCAACAUAAUUUCAUCUUUGACAUCCAAAGUUUAUUCAUGAAUUUUAUAUAUGUUAUUCUUCUCUUUAUCUACUAUCUGUUGAACUGCAUACUUGAAUUUAUUUGGAUGGACUCGUGAAUAUAUAUGGAUCUUGUAUAUUUUUAGGAUUGAAAUUUUCACUCUUUUAUGCAUUUUAAGCUCUUUAAUUUUACAUAUAAUUGUAGUGUUUCAUUCCCCUGAAGAGGUAGACCUUUUCUGCUGACUCACUUGAGUCAAAUUGUACUCUGCACAAUUUCCACCAGAUGGGGAAGCUGCGUGCAAAGCAAUCUCUGAAAGAGAGGAAAGCUUUAUAUGCACUUCUAAACAGACUGUUAUGUGCAACCUACAAUACAUCCUUUUCUUCUUACUCUCAACUCUCGAGUCUCUAACAGUACAAAUGCUAUAUGUCAGAAGAAGCCGAACUGUGGAUUUACACACUCCAAACCAUGCAACAUCUGUCCAUAUGGUUGCUGCUAACAACGACCUCUUAAUCCAAAUCCUCCUACACAUCCCCUUAAGAUCUCUACUCCUGAUUCAAAUCUGUAUCCAAAUGCUGGUUCUCUCUCAUCACCAACCCCCAUUUCUCUCCUGCAGACAGAACACCAACUCCCCAUAAUGCCUGUUCUCGUGGGUCCUUAUUCCUCAUCAACCCAGAAUAAGAUUUCGUUUCCCUUGAUGAUGACAAUUCAACGAGAGCUCCUUUCAAUAGGCUCACUUCCGUUUUUGCGAAUCCUGCUUAGAGGGUAAAACAACCAAAAGGCCUUUUAUGCCUAAGGGGCAUAGUGCAGGACUGUAGCUCUGUUGUUGUAGCUUCCAAGUGCUUACUGGCAAUGCAAUUAUCACAUCUACAAUCCAACGUCACCACACUUCCUGAUCCUUCUUGCUGAGCUUUCAGGAUCACUUGCGGGUUUGAAUCGGUUUGCGGCAUUUAUUUAGCUUUUGAUCCAUCAAAAUCACCUCACUACAAAGUUGUUUGCAUUUAUUUCUCCUUAUCAUUGCCUGAGCAUCAUGAGAUUGAGAUCUACUCAUCCGAUACUGGCCUUUGGACACCCUUUCCUUGCAGAUGUUUCUUUCUUGAGAGGGGGUCUUCUUGGAUGGUGCUAUUCAUUGAAUCAGCACCUAUGCUGAUUCCUUGUACUUUAAUGUCGAUGAAGAGCGUCUUGGGACAAUGCUGAUGCCUCCCCUGCCGGAUGACUGGGAGGGGAGGAGGGUCAAGUACUUGGGAGAGCGUCGCGACCAUGUGCAUCUAGUUUAGAUCUCCGGUCCACAUUACGCUCUUUAAUGUAUAUGAAAUGGAGAGAGGCUAUUCUGCGUGGUGGUUCGGGAAAUACCAUGUUGAUCUUGAUUCGAUACCAGCCGCUUUUCCAGAGAUGAUUAGUAAACAUCUUUUACCAUCGGACUUGCAUUAAUACAAAUUUGUUAUACUGAGUCUUGUUCAGGAAGAAGAUGUUGAGGACUCAUUUAUGGUUUUGCACGUCCCUGGUUAAGCUAUAUGCUACAAAAUGGGGAACAGAACUUUUAAGAAGCUUUGUGAUUUUGUUCCAGGUCUUCCUGUCAUCGAAAUGCAUAUAGAGGGUUUUUUACAGUUUGGGUCAGACAAUGCUUUUCAAUACAUUUGAGUCUCUCCAGCAUUUGACAGCUUUUCUUGGUUAAUCAUUUGUGUCAUCUUGCAUCAUUGUAUAUGUUUGCUGUUUCAGUUUGACAUUGUUAGCAUGUUUGUUUUAUAAUAGUACUUCAUUAUCAUGACGAUUCCUCAUAUUUAAUCCUUAGAAUAAGUCUAAACCUAAGAUAGUCAACUUGUAGCUUUGGCUAAUGUUCAAUGUUAGUCAUGAAGCUUUGCUGUCUAAUGAUUUGUGUAUUGUUCUGUCUUGCAAAAUUAAGUUUUAUACGAGUAAAAAAAUUGAAACUUCUGAGUGAUGAAGUAGGAUGAGAAAAAUAAUCUAAUUUAAAGUUCAAUUCUUUGUGGUCAACAUUCAAAAGAGGGUGUAAUGCGCAAGCACUAAUCAUCUCUAAUUCACUUGCUUGUUAAAUAUCACAAAUCUCUCUCCAGAUCUGAUGGAAACAUGUUAUCCUUCAAAACUAUUCCAAUUGCAAAGGUCUUCAACACCCCCAGGCCACAAAAUCCAUCACCGGCAGAUGAAGUCGCCUCCAACGAUGACCUCCUGAUCGAAAUCCUAAUACAUCUACCUGUAAAAUCACUCCUCCAAUUCAAAUCCGUGUCCAAACGUUGGCUCUCUCUCAUCACCAGCCCCCACUUGUCUAACCGUCGAUACCCUUACCCUUGCACCCCCUCCGGCCUGUUCUUGCGCCCACUCUGUGGCAACCCAUUCAACCACCACAUCUUGGAAGAAGAAUUCAUCCCAAUUGACAACCGUGGAAAUCUUACUUCUGCCCCCUUUGGAGCUUGCUCUUAUUUUCCGGACCUGUCAAGUGUAAGAAUUUUAGAUUCUUGCAACGGACUAUUGUGUUGUUCGAGCUCUUCUAGAGUUGAGUGUGAAGAAAACUAUCAUGUCUACAAUCCUACUACCAAGCAGUUCAUUACGCUUCCUGAACCCGGUCAAGGUGUUCAAAGGAACAUUGAUUGCUUGAGUUUAGCUUUUGAUCCUUCAAAAUCAACUGAUUUGGUGUAUCGUGAGUGUUUUCAGAUUGAGAUUUACUCUUCUGAGACCAGACGUUGGAGAAAAUCUGUUGAGCUUUUCAAUGCAGGCUACGCACAAUUUGAUAAUGGGGUGUAUUGGAAUGGUGCAAUUAACUGGAUUAGCUCAUGGGGAUACUGGUGGUAUUUCAAUAUCGAUCACGACCGACUUGGAACAAUGCCUAUGCAGCCCCAUUGUGACGAACGGUUCAAGCGACCAUUUAGAUAUUUCGGUAAGUCUCAUGACCAUCUGCAUCUUGUUGAGAUCUAUUUCAUGACUCAAUUCGAUGUUUAUGAGAUGAAGAGAGACUACUCGGAGUGGUUUGUUAAGUACCGUGUUGAUCUUGAAGGCGUUGUGAGUGCAUUUCCCGAGAUGAUUCUAAACCACUUUGACCCAUUGGACUUGGAAAGUUAUGCAUUUUCCAUACUUUCUCUUGUCAGGGGGGAGAGAGACGAAGAGUCAUUUUUGGUGCUGCACACACCUGGGAAGGUCUUGCGAUAUAACAUCGCGGACAAGACAUUCAAGAAGCUAUGUGAUGUUGGUCCACAUUGCUGUUUUGCUGAGAAUUUGGAGGUCAAGAGUUCUUUAAGAUAUGCAUGGUUUGAUGCUUUUCAAUAUAUUGAGUCCCUCUUAUGUGUUUGACAAUGUUUCUUGCCUAAAAUCAGAUGGACUCACUCUUGUUAUCUGAAACGAGCAAGCUCUGAGUUGGCAAGUUUCUGCGCUCAGGCUCUGUUGUUUGCUUGAAUAUUUUACUUUUAGGUAUGUUGUAGCCCGGAGAAGUCGUCCUGCACGAUUUUAUCUUUGACAUCAAAAGCUUAUUCAUGAAUU